AUGCAACUUCCCAACUUCACCAUAUCUAACAUUCUUUCCCCAAUUGAUAUUCCAACAUCUGCAUUGCAACAAUUUUUUCUUGACAGAGAUGUGGUGGACCUCCACGACAAGAGCUUAGUUAGUAUUACGGUAACUGAACUUGUGGACAGUGUACUCAUAGCCUGUUCCAUGGAUCAUAUCAUUGCUGAUGGAAACUCCUACCGUCAUUUCCUGAAUAUGGGAUCCGAGGUCUUUCAACAUCACGAUCGUGAAGGAAAUUAUACCAUGAAGAUCUCACACCCACCAAUCCUUGACGGCAGCUGGUUCCCUGAUCAUUAUCACGGUCCGCUUAUAAAUGUCCCAUUCAACUAUCAACAUAAUGACCAUCUAACAUUAUUAGCUCUGCCACUGGAGAGCCGUAACCUGGCGAAGAGUGGAGCCUCCCUUUCUCUAGACUAUUUUGAAAAUGUGGCCGGAAUAGUUAUACUAGAAAUAACAGCUGGUGAACUGCUCGACCAUGGUCUGAGUUGGGUAGCUUGGAAGCUGCACCAAGCCAUGGUUAACCACACUGAUAAGGUACUUCGAGAGUGGAUUGAUGUUUGGCUGCAGUCUCCUUGGAGUUUGACUCGAAAUGAUCAGCUUGUUGGUGGUCAUUCUACUAGGGGAAUAAAUGAGUAUUCCAAAUUCAACACCAUAGAUGGUAAUGAAUUUGGGAUGGGGAAACCACUUGCAUUUUGUUCUGGAAAUAUGGGCAAAAUAAGCGAUGGAAAUAUGGUCGUUUAA
Messenger RNA from Ziziphus jujuba (common jujube), 762 nucleotides. RefSeq names its product protein ENHANCED PSEUDOMONAS SUSCEPTIBILITY 1. The record is from RefSeq and is a predicted model, not a curated record. NCBI's taxonomy places the organism in Eukaryota, Viridiplantae, Streptophyta, Magnoliopsida, Rosales, Rhamnaceae. Bases 1 to 762 code for a protein of 253 amino acids. The transcript is spliced from 2 exons.